AAAAUCACUUUCAAGUUCCAACAAAUUUAUUUAAAUUUCGAUGUUCCAAAACUAGAGAAAAUUGUUUUUGUGCAAGUACAUGGUGAAUCAAUCCAAGAACAAAUUCACCAUGAAGACAAAGUAUGGGGCAGCAAUUGCACCUGUUUUUAUCCUUGCUGGUGCCUAUGUAGCAUGGAGCUACAUAGGUCGACGCAUGGGGAAAAAGAAAGAGGAUGAUACCAAUGAUAACCGUAACAGUAAGAACGGUGCGUUAGAAGGAAAUGGCGCUAAGGUUAAAAAUCUCGGUAAAGAAGGUUUAUCAGGAGGAAUUAGAAGCAAAGGAGCAAGAAAGACUCUCUCAAAGUCGGUGUCAUUGGGGGCAAUCCAUGGAGGUAAAAUAGCAUUGCAGAGGUUGCUUGAUUUCCACUCUUACCGUCCCAAUGCUUCUUCCUUGGAGAACACUGAAGAUGAAUUCGAUACCUUGCUUUCCAAGGAACAUCCUGAUUUCGUGUCACUUCAGAGAGCUGUAUUGAAGAUGGAAGUGAGUGGGAAAGAGGCAAAAGGAGUGGAGAUGUUGAAGAAAGCUUUGGAGAAAGCUACGAAAGAAGGCAACGUUCAUGAAGCUUAUGAGAUUGAGAUGUUGCUUGUGGAGAUGUUGAUCUAUACGGGGAACAUCCAAAAGGCUUCAAAAUGCAAGUGCUUGGGGGAUGAACUCAUUACAGAUGCAAGAAGUCCACUUUACAAGGCUAUAAUCCAAUUUCUCCAAGGCGAUCCCGAGGAACAAGUCUUGAAUUCAUUCAACAAGUUUAGAGAAAUCCAGAGCAGUUUCCGGAUGACAGAUGAGAGACCCGAAGACAGACCCGAAGAUGACGAAAUUCACAGAAAAGCAUUAACCUUUGAAGAAUUCAAGAGCAUUAUGGAGUCUCUAAAGCAAGAAGUCCAAGAGGGCAGCAAAAAGAAUUCCACAUCAAAAUCAUGAACACAUCCAUUCUCACGUUUAAGGGGAAAAAAAUAAUAAAUUGCAGGCCCAAAAAUAGGGUUUCUGUAAAAAUCCAUAUGAAUAAUGAGUACCCUUUGUGCAGAAACAUUCAUAUAUAUAUAUACACACAUACACUUGAAGUAA
Molecule: messenger RNA, 1102 nt
Organism: Tarenaya hassleriana
Lineage: Eukaryota; Viridiplantae; Streptophyta; Magnoliopsida; Brassicales; Cleomaceae
Exons: 4
Coding region: 80-958 (292 amino acids)
Source: RefSeq, a predicted model, not a curated record